This is a messenger RNA of Aspergillus chevalieri, 369 nucleotides long. RefSeq lists its product as uncharacterized. Bases 1 to 369 code for a protein of 122 amino acids. Lineage: Eukaryota; Fungi; Ascomycota; Eurotiomycetes; Eurotiales; Aspergillaceae. The record is from RefSeq and is a predicted model, not a curated record. The transcript has a single exon.
AUGGUGCAAGCCCACACACCCGGCCUCAUGCCCAGCCUCAUGCCCGGCCUCAUGCCCGGCCUCAUCACCACCCACGUCCCCUACAUGCCACUGCACAUUACACCCAUCACAUGCCUGCUCGUCCCCGUCAUCCCCGCAAUGCUGCCGCCGGUAUCCAUUCACCGUCCCAUCCAGAUAAUCGUCCAGUACCACCCGCCGGCACCCCCGACCUGCCACCACCCCCAUGUAUUGCUGCACCAGCUCCCCCUCCACCUCCGGUGUGCCCAGCUGCCGCUCAUCCUCCGCCCACCCCGCCGGCUGGAUAAUGAUCGCCUGGCUGGCCUUCCCAUCCCGCCCGGCUCGCCCACUUUCCUGUGCAUAAUCCAAUAA